AUGCAGGAGCGAAGAUUGGCGCUCGAAGAAGAAUACGCCAAGCAACAGAACGAUCUACGUGAAGAGCACCUCAAGGUUCGCCAAGAGCUGCUCUCGUCUCUGCGAGACAUGAGCGUUAGUGGAAGUCGAGGCAGUGCGCGCAGUCGAGCAAGUGCUGUGCGCAGUGAAAGAGUUCGGCAAUGGAUGGAAAAACAGCAAAAUCCGGUGGAAAAUCCACGGAAAGUGGUUCCACGCGGAGCUUUUCCAAACAUCAAGCCAGCUCAAGAUGUGUCUCCUCUUCGAAACCCUAACAUGCCACAACAGUGCGAGAGGGCGAGUAAAAUUGACGGCACUGUCCGUGUGGGUAAGCCGCAAGAGUUUCCGUCCAAUGAAGCAAGUGGCGGUACAGGAUAUGAAGGAGUUUCUGACGGGCUGGGGCGCCGGAAUGUUCCCGCAAACCCAGAACAAAAUGUCGGACGCCCAUGCCCCGCUCCACGACAACAACACAACAUGCCAUCAACUUUCGCCCAAGAUACGCGGCGUCCGUGUCCGGCACCAAGAAACUUCGUCGACGGGCUGGGGCAGCGCAAAAUGCCAUCGACCUCAGCAAGAGACGCGCUAGGAACGAGACGAGUUGAGGAUUAUGUGCCCUUUGCAGGACAGCCAAGAGAAGGAGUAGAAGGAGAAGCGGGGCAAUAUUGGCCGCUAAUCUCACGUGGAAACGACGGCAGAACUGAUCGGAACAGCUUCGGAGAUCCACCUGCGCCCCACGCAGACGGCACACUUGCGUUGUUGAGCGGUGCUCCUAAUCAACAACUGCAACCACAACCGCCACAACCUUUUGACGUAGGUGACGGACGCUACCGUUUCAAGUCACCACAAGAACAUCUACAGUACAACCAGAGUGAGCAGCGCGAUGGAAACGAUCGUGGCCCCCAUGACCGUGGUCAGUUUGGUGGAAUAACGCCAGAACAGCUUGCCUCGCGACAAGUUCUGCCCCGAAAGCUGCCAAUCUUCUCUGGGAGCUACGAAGAGUGGCCGCUGUUUAUCAGCUGCUAUAAUACAACCACCGAAGCGUGCGGCUAUACGGACAACGAGAACCUUGUUCGUCUCUUGGAUUGUUUGAGAGAUCCUGCUCUUGGGCAUGUACGCGGUCAGUUGUUGCUCCCACAGUCGGUUCCCAGAGUUAUCGAAACGUUGCGGAGGAUCUACGGACGUCCUGAACAACUGUUGCAGUCUCUGUUGAUGAAGGCUAGACGUUGCGAACCCCCCAAAUCUGAUCGACUGGAAACGUUUAUCACCUUCAGCCUGGUCAUUGAACAGCUGUGCGACCACUUGGAGGCAACGAACCUUCAAGACCACCUGGUAAACCCCAUGCUACUUCAGGAACUUGUGGACAAAACCCCGGCUGGCACGAAGAUGGAGUGGGUCCGAUUCAAACGCCGUCACGGUCAAGUCACUCUGAGAACGUUCGCGGAUUUCAUGGCCGGCAUAGCCGAAGACGCGUGUGAAGUGGCGCCCAUGAUAGACAACAAGCAGCUUGCGGGUGACAAACGAGUGGAAAAGCGGACCAAGGAAAAGGGGUUCGUUCACGCCCAUGAUGCGACUACUGUUCCAGAGCAGACCACUAAAGAACGAGUUGAUAUCAAGCCCUGUCGAGUCUGCCAGAGCACCGAGCACAAGAUCCGGAACUGCGAUGGGUUCAAGAACCUAACGCAAGCAGACAAGACGACACUAGUUGACAAGUGGAAGAUCUGUCGCAUCUGCCUCAACGAACACGGGGACUCGCGAUGCCGGUUUAAGAUCCAGUGCAAUGUCGAACAAUGCCGGGAGCGUCACCAUCCGUUGAUGCACGGCGAAGCUGCAACAACCCAUGCUGCGGAAGCAACGGAAGCGGCACACAAUGCCCAUCGAGCUGAUAUUGGGCAAAUGCAGUUUCGCCUCGUCGCGGUCACGCUGCACCACGGAACGCGUUCUGUGCGAACGACCGCAUUCCUGGAUGAGGGCUCAUCGAUGAGUUUGGUGGAGCGCUCACUGGUUGAUGUUCUCGGCGUCAAAGGAGGAGAACUUGAGCCGUUGCGCUUGAUUUGGACGGCGGAUAUCAGUCGAACUGAGAAAAACUCCAAGAAAAUCAGCGUCCAGAUAUCAACGGCCGGGUGUGACCAGAAACAUCAGCUGGCGUUGCGCACCGUUACCGAGCUGAAACUACCAACACCGUCGUUUAAAAUAUCCAGCCUGACGAAGCAGUUCAAGCACCUGGGAGACCUCGAAGUCGACGAUAACCUAGGCAAGCCGAGGUUGCUUUUGGGAUUAGAUAACCUGCAUUUGUUCGCUCCCCAAGAAUCCCGCAUUGGCCAGCCCAACGAACCCAUAGCCGUCAAGUCAAAGCUGGGUUGGAGCGUGUACGGCCCUAGCAGUGACAACAAGUGCGGCGGAGGUGUCGUCGGUUCACACUUCACGGAAAACAUCUCGAACCAAGAGCUGCACGACCUCAUCAAGGAGUACUUCGCCGUGGAGGAAGCUGGCGUAACCGCUGGAGUUCUAGAAUCCGACGAUGAUCGCCGAGCAAGAGUUAUUUUGGAGAACACCACAGUGAAAGUCGGCGGCCGAUACGAAACGGGACUCUUGUGGCGCUCGGAUGAUUACGAUUUUCCGAACAGCUAUCCCAUGGCGGUGCGACGUCUAGAGCAGUUGGAGAAGAAGCUCUCCAAGAACCCAGAACUGGCGGAGAAUGUGCGGCGACAGAUUACGGAGUACCAGCUGAAGGAAUACGCGCACAAGGCUACGCCAAAGGAAUUGUCCGAUUCGGAUCCUCGCAAAGUGUGGUACAUACCACUCAGCGUGGUUGUAAACCCCAGGAAGGCAAAAGUGCGACUGGUGUGGGACGCGGCUGCUUCCGUCAACGGAAUAUCGCUGAACAGUCAACUCCUCAAAGGCCCUGACCUUCUGGUGAGCUUGAUCGAAGUUCUCUGUCGCUUUCGUGAGCGGCCAGUGGCUUUCGGAGGUGAUCUGCAAGAGAUGUACCACCAGGUCCGCAUCCGGUCGGAAGACAAGCAAGCACAACGAUUCCUUUUUAGAGACAACCCGACUCUGAAGCCCGACGUGUACGUUAUGGACGUGGCUACAUUUGGAGCCACUAGUUCUCCUGCAUCCGCACAGUUCGUCAAGAACAAGAACGCAGCCGAGUUCGCCCACGUCCACCCGGAAGCAGCAGCGGCGAUAAUCCAGCGGCACUAUGUUGAUGAUUAUUUUGACAGUGCGGAUACGGAAGAAGAGGCGAUAGAACGAGCUCAAGCAGUGAAGCAUAUCCACGCACAAGGAGGGUUCCAUAUACGUAACUGGGUGUCCAACUCGACGCGCUUCCUGGAAGCACUAGGAGAACCAAACCAGAAACAGACCGUCCAGUUCACCAGCGACAAGCACACCAACACCGAGCGUAUUCUUGGAAUCACCUGGAACUCCGUGCUGGACGUUUUCGUGUUCUCCAUCCCGACAAACGAAGCACUGCAGCCAUUCCUGACCGGAAAAGCCCGGCCGACCAAAAGUAUCGUGCUGAAGUUCCUCAUGUCGUUCUUUGACCCGCUAGGCCUGAUCGCUCACUACUUGGUACACGGAAAAAUCCUCAUGCAGGACAUCUGGCGUUCCGGUUGUGACUGGAAGGCGACGAUAAACGACGACUGUUACGCUGGAUGGACACAGUGGAUUAAGUGGCUGCCCCACCUGGAACAACUUCAAAUCCCUCGCAGCUACUUUGGCGACAUUCGCAGCUCCAGAAUUGAAUCCGUCGAGCUUCAUGUGUUCAGUGACGCUAGCGAGAAGGCCUACGGAAGUGGGGCCUAUCUGCGCAUUGUUUGCGAUGGAGCCAUCCGCUGUACGCUCGCCCUAGCGAAGACCAAGGUUGCGCCGCUCAAGCUGCUGUCGAUUCCUCGCCUCGAAGUUUCAGGGGCAGUCCUUGGAGCCAGACUAGCCAACACAGCAGAAACUUGUCAUUCGUUGCCAAUUUCUCGACGAGUGUUCUGGGUGGACUCGGCUACUGUGAUUGCCUGGAUUCACUCUGAUCAUCGAAAGUACAAACCGUUCGUCGCGCACCGGAUAAGCGAAAUUCUCUCGCUCACGAGUGUCGACGAGUGGCACUUCGUUUCUACGAAAUCCAACGUGGCGGACGACCUGACGAAGUGGAGGAAGCGAUUUACGAUGAGCAGCGAAGACCGUUCAAUCCGAGGACCAGAUUUUAUCUACACGGACUCUAAGAGCUGGUCUGUGCCUGCAACGCCGAUUGAAAAUGUGGAAGAAGAACUGAGAGCAGCUUUCCUGUUCCAUGAAAUUCACUUGCCGGAGCCCGUCAUCGAUGCAGAGCGCUUUUCAUCCUGGAAGACGCUGGUCAGAUCGCUGGCCGUCAUCUUCCGCUUCCGAUCAAACUGCCAGCGCAAGGCGCGUGGCUGA
Molecule: messenger RNA, 4422 nt
Organism: Culex quinquefasciatus (southern house mosquito)
Lineage: Eukaryota; Metazoa; Arthropoda; Insecta; Diptera; Culicidae
Exons: 2
Coding region: 1-4422 (1473 amino acids)
Source: RefSeq, a predicted model, not a curated record